This is a messenger RNA of Dermochelys coriacea (leatherback sea turtle), 1578 nucleotides long. RefSeq lists its product as uncharacterized. The coding region runs from base 1 to 1578 and encodes 525 amino acids. NCBI's taxonomy places the organism in Eukaryota, Metazoa, Chordata, Testudines, Dermochelyidae. The transcript has a single exon. The record is from RefSeq and is a predicted model, not a curated record.
AUGGGAUGUGGGGCUAGACGGCCGGUUGGUGCCGCCGAGCUAGCUGGCCCGCACGGGGAAGGGGGGAGACAUGACCCCACUGGUCUGAUCUGGGCUAGGCGAGCCGACCGGAUCCAUCCAGCACAGCGGCGGAGGAAGAGGAAACCAGGCUCGAUGGGCCCCCUGAUGGGAACCGCCCCGCUCAGGGUCGGGGGCUGGCAGAGGGCCGGCUGUCCGGGCGGGCGGGGUGUGUCCCGCUGCGGAGUCAGGGUUUGGGAGCGGGAGGGGACGGCACAGAAGGGCCCAGCGCUGGGCACUGCACAGGCCCGAGGGGGCGGGCUGAGGGCUCAGCGGGGCAGGGCCCACGUGCGGAACAGCGAUGAGGGAGCAGGGGGAGGGAAUCUCCAAUGGGGCCGCUGCGCAGACGGCCCCAUCUCACAGGACGGCGGGGGGGGCGGCGCCGCACGGACGGCCCCAUCUCACAGGACGGCGGGGGGGGGGCGGCGCCGCGCGGACGGCCCCAUCUCACAGGACGGCGGGGGGGGGCGGCGCCGCGCAGACGGCCCCAUCUCACAGGACGGCGGGGGGGGGGGCGGCGCACGGACGGCCCCAUCUCACAGGACGGCGGGGGGGGGGGGCGGCGCCGCACGGACGGCCCCAUCUCACCGGACGGCGGGGGGGGGCGGCGCCGCACGGACGGCCCCAUCUCACAGGACGGCGGCGCCGCACGGACGGCCCCAUCUCACAGGACGGCGGGGGGGGGCGGCGCCGCGCGGACGGCCCCAUCUCACAGGACGGCGGGGGGGGCGGCGCCGCACGGACGGCCCCAUCUCACAGGACGGCGGGGGGGGGGGGCGGCGCCGCACGGACGGCCCCAUCUCACAGGGCGGCGCCGCACGGACGGCCCCAUCUCACAGGACGGCGGGGGGGGGGCGGCGCCGCACGGACGGCCCCAUCUCACAGGACGGCGGGGGGGGGGGGCGGCGCCGCACGGACGGCCCCAUCUCACAGGACGGCGGGGGGGGGCGGCGCCGCGCAGACGGCCCCAUCUCACAGGACGGCGGGGGGGGGGGGCGGCGCACGGACGGCCCCAUCUCACAGGACGGCGGGGGGGGGCGGCGCCGCACGGACGGCCCCAUCUCACAGGACGGCGGGGGGGGGGGGCGGCGCCGCACGGACGGCCCCAUCUCACAGGACGGCGGCGCCGCACGGACGGCCCCAUCUCACAGGACGGCGGGGGGGGGCGGCGCCGCGCGGACGGCCCCAUCUCACAGGACGGCGGGGGGGGGCGGCGCCGCACGGACGGCCCCAUCUCACAGGACGGCGGGGGGGGGGCGGCGCCGCACGGACGGCCCCAUCUCACAGGACGGGGGGGGCGGCGCCGCGCAGACGGCCCCAUCUGACAGGGCGGCGGGGGGGGCGGCGCCGCGCGGACGGCCCCAUCUGACAGGGCGGCGGGGGAGGAGGCGGCGCCGCGCGGACGGCCCCAUCUCACAGGACGGCGGGGGGGGGCGGCGCCGCGCAGACGGCCCCAUCUCACAGGACGGCGGGGGGGGCGGCGCCGCACGGACUCACUGCAGGCCACGGGGUGGGGGAUAA